CUCAAUUAGUUUGUGGCAUUCUCAAUGUGGCCAUCGGUCAGAAAAAGGGAGAAAAAAAACCCAUAGUCUCUUUUCGGUUGUUCAUUUCUUCCGUCUCUCUCGCAUCUGCAAUUCUCACUCGUCGGGGAGAAGUGGAUUACAGAAUGUGAUCAUCUCAGUCAAAUUCGAUCCAUCUUCAAUUCUCAAUCUAUGGAAGAAAAUUGAUUUGGGAUUCUUGAAUCCACAUUUACUCGUACAGAUUUGGCUCUCACAAUUCUCACUCCAUUGCCCUCAAUCAUGAGCGAGCUCAAAGCUCUUCCUCCUCCUUCAAAUCUUUCGCCUUCAGCCCUUUCAUUCCUUGAUCAUCAGCUAUAUAACAAAGAAACCCUAGCGCAAGCCCCGACCCUCGUCAAUGACCUUCAAAGUCAGUGCCACGAAUUGAAUCAGACUCUAAUCGAGCUCAAUCGGAGCCUCAAACAUACUCUUCUUUCCCAGUCUUCGUUUUCGGAUCGUUUUCAUGGCCUCCUUGGAGAUGUCAAUGGAAAACUGGUGGGUCUUGAAUCGCUUACUCGCUCUCGGAGUUCCACGCAAGGAGUGGGGAUAGCUGAUGGGGUGCUAGGGAAGGAGCUAUCGUCACUGGCAAAAGAAGUGGCCAGAAUGGAGACAGUGCGAAUGUAUGCCGAAACAACAAUGAAGCUUGAUAGCAUGGUAGGAGAUAUCGAAGAUGCUGUAUCAUCUGCAAUAAACAAAAACUUGAGGAAGUAUUCUCCUGCACAGAGUUCAGAGGAUGCUAGGCUGGUCGCUAUAAAAACACUUAAACUUACUGAAGAUAUCUUAGUAUCAGUUUCAAAAACACGGCCUCAGUGGACACAUCUUGUGUCAGCAGUUGACCAUAGAGUUGAUCGGGCUUUAGCUAUUUUAAGACCUCAGGCAAUUGCAGAUCAUCGCUCCCUUCUUUCUUCCCUUGGAUGGCCCCCACCUCUCUCCACUGUAACUGUUACAGGUGAUGCAACAAAAUCGACUGAAUCCCAAAAUCCUCUUUUUACAAUGCAAGGAAAGCUCAAACAGCAAUACUGUGAAAAUUUUCUUGCCCUAUGCAGCCUACAAGAGCUUCAACGACGAAGGAAAUCUCGACAACUUGAAGGUUACAGUAAAGAGCUUUCUUUGCAACAACCCCUUUGGGCAAUUGAAGAGCUUGUAAAUCCUAUAUCAUUAGCAGCUCAAGAUCAUUUUUCGAAGUGGAUUGAUAAGCCAGAAUUUAUUUUUAUUCUCACUUAUAAGAUUACUAGGGAUUAUGUUGACUCAAUAGACGAAGUUUUGCAACCUCUUGCUGAUGAAGCGAGGUUGGUGGGGUAUAGUUGCAGAGAAGAAUGGAUAUCAUCAAUGGUAUCCUCCUUGUCAACUUACUUGGCAAAGGAGAUAUUCCCGAAUUACAUUAGUCGACUCGAUGAAGAUUCCGACACUGGUAUUCAAUCACAAGCUAGAAUAUCAUUGCUUCAUUUAGUCGACCUGAUGAUAUCUUUUGAUAAAAGAAUUAAAUCACUUGUUGAGCAGUCUGGACUUUUGCUUUCUUUUGAUGGAAGUGAGAACUUGCAAAGAAUUUCUUCAUUAGCUGUGUUCUGUGAUAGACCUGAUUGGCUUGAUUUAUGGGCAGAAAUGGAGCUUAGUGAUGCAUUGGCUAAGUUACAAACUGAGGUAGAUAAUGAAGGGAACUGGUCUGAUAAGAUUCCAGCUGCAGCUCUUCCUUCUUCCUCCGAGCAUUCUAAAUCUCCUGCAAUUUCUGCUGUCUUUAUUAAGCAGCUCUCGUCUUUGGUUUAUCGCUGUCGAUCUCUGCCUAGUAUCUCAUUGAGGUCAAGAUUUUUCAAGCUAGCUGGUUCACCUAUCAUAGCUAAAUUUUUGAGUUGUGUACUAAUCAGGUGCCAGGAAGCUGAAGGUUUAACUGCCUUGACAGACGAUGAUGCAUUGGUUAAAGUUUCGAACUCGAUUAAUGCUGCACGAUAUUUUGAAUCUAUUCUAAAAGAAUGGUGUGAAGACAUGUUUUUCCUCGAGAUGGGAUCGGCUUCCGACGAGCUGUUAGAGAGUCAAUCAACUGGUAUUAUCGACCUGGAGAUUAGGAAGUUUGAGGAGUUUAGACGAGAAUGGGUUGAGAAAAUAUCCACGGUUAUUUUGAGGGGAUUUGACGCUGAAAGUAGAGAUUACAUAAAAAACAAAAAACAAUGGAAGGAAAAAUGUGAAGAUGGUUGGUCAGUGUCCAGGCAUUUAAUUGGGGCUUUGGAUUAUUUGCAAGGGAAAAUGCUAACUUUAGAAAAGAAUUUGAAUGAGAUCGACUUCGUUUCGCUCUGGAGAACUUUGGCUGCUGGCACCGAUCGAUUUCUUUUCAAUGGUGUACUGAUGAGUAAUGUGCAGUUUAAUGAUGUUGGAGUAAAGAGAUUUGGUGGUGAUAUGGAAGUUUUGUUUGGGAUCUUUAGGUCUUGGUGUUUGAGGCCUGAAGGUUUUUUCCCAAAAAUAAGUGAAAGCAUGAGAUUGCUGAAGAUGAAGGAAGAGCAACUUAAAAGUAGUUUGGUUGGAGGACAGACUUGGAUGAAGGAAAAUAGGUUAAAACAUUUGAGUACUACUGAAGUAGACAGAAUUGUGAAGAGUAGGAUGUUAUAGAAUUUGAAAGUUCCACAGAAUGAUUUUAAAAUUAUUCAAAUCAUAGUCUGAUGGAUAGUUUUAGAUCAAAUUUGAUGGAAUGAAAAUAGUGUUUUGAAAUGUAUAAUUAAACAUUAAAUUGAUUUUGAAUUAUUAAAGACUAAAUUGAUUUUGAAUUAUUAAA
Benincasa hispida (wax gourd) is the source of this 2794-nucleotide messenger RNA. RefSeq names its product RINT-1 / TIP-1 family (gene MAG2). Gene Ontology annotation, biological process: retrograde vesicle-mediated transport, Golgi to endoplasmic reticulum; endoplasmic reticulum to Golgi vesicle-mediated transport; regulation of ER to Golgi vesicle-mediated transport. Gene Ontology annotation, cellular component: Dsl1/NZR complex. Lineage: Eukaryota; Viridiplantae; Streptophyta; Magnoliopsida; Cucurbitales; Cucurbitaceae. The record is from RefSeq and is a predicted model, not a curated record.